Branchiostoma belcheri (Belcher's lancelet) is the source of this 2091-nucleotide messenger RNA. RefSeq names its product glycine receptor subunit alpha-4-like. The transcript is spliced from 11 exons. Gene Ontology annotation, biological process: signal transduction; chloride transmembrane transport; regulation of membrane potential. The record is from RefSeq and is a predicted model, not a curated record. Gene Ontology annotation, molecular function: chloride channel activity; neurotransmitter receptor activity; transmembrane signaling receptor activity. Gene Ontology annotation, cellular component: synapse; neuron projection; membrane. The coding region runs from base 167 to 1708 and encodes 513 amino acids. Lineage: Eukaryota; Metazoa; Chordata; Leptocardii; Amphioxiformes; Branchiostomatidae.
CAGGACGCCCUAUAGGGUGUAGCAUUGGGGGCCACCGUAACACCAAUCAACAUGCUCUAAAACCUCUGCCACAAGGGGAUGCUGGUCUGCCAACCUUCCGACGAGUUCUGUGGAAUUUUCCAAUCGGGCAUCUUCUGAAGAUAAGCACUCCUCUUUGUUCAGCACCAUGGACGGAGCCAUCCGAGCUGCCUUGCCAAUCCUCGCUGCUUUGCUUUCCGUUCACACCAGGACUUCCGAACAGUACCAGGCCGAGAAUAACAACAGAACAAACUACAUCAAAUACAUGCCAACCCUACCGCCCUUUCCGGGAGCUAAUCGCACCAUGGGUUACAACCCGACCAUGGGGCCGUCCUCACUGCAGAACAAUAUCGAGGAGCCAAUGUUUUUCCUCCCGGAAGGCUACUUUUACUGGCUGAGACCUAACUGGGAAGGUCCUGCAGUUGAAGUGGUGUGCAGUAUUUACAUCGACAGUUUAGGGGCCUUCUCUGAGAAAACAAUGGACUUUGACCUGAGCCUUAUCCUGGGGUGCCAGUGGAGAGACGAACGGCUGGCGAACAUCACGUCAGAACACGUGUCGCUGCCAGAGGGGAUGGAGAUUUGGAAGCCUGCGAUAGACGUCGUCUCAAAAGACAGCACAGACUACCCCUCUGUUCUUAGCGUGUCACCUGAAGGGAAUGUGCUUAUGAUGCAAUGGUUCACGAUAAAAGCCACAUGCUUGAUGCAGCUUCACGCCUACCCAUUGGAUCAUCAAAAAUGCAGCCUGCUCAUUCAAAAUCGCGGAGGAGUGAAGAUAGUGUGGGGCUGGGAGACCUUCUGGUUUCCCGGGGACACGCCCGUGGUAACGCGUACAUCCGGCUUACACUCACAACUGUCCCUGGAAACGGUAGAAUCCUUCGCCUACGUCAAUUCAUUACUCUAUCCCGAACUGAUCUGUGUGUACCAGGGGGUCACCUGUGAUUACAGGGAGUCAGAAAAUUGUCUCCGGGCGCAGUGUACCAGUGUAGAAAAGAUUACCACGGAACAGUGUCGGACGUGUAACUAUUUCAGCGGGAAGUGCAAGAACGGCACAGACGAGCUGGCUGUCAGAAAACCUGAAGAUUGUGUCUUUGGUCUGCUCAUGGCGUCUGAUGGUGACCUGGUGUUCACCACGGCAGAGCUGAGGUUCACCCUGAGGCGGCGUCUGUCGUACCACAUGCUGCAGAUCUACAUCCCGUCCAUCAGUAUCGUCGCCAUGUCCUGGGUGUCCUUCUGGAUCAGCAUCGAGUCUUCCCCGGCCAGAACCGCGCUGGGAGUCACCACAGUUCUCACCAUGAUCACACAGAGCGGCAGACCUAUUCCAAUGCCCGAGGUGUCAUAUGUGCGUGCUGUAGACGUGUGGUUAUUAGUGUGCCAACUCUUCGUGUUCUUGGCCCUGAUAGAAUACGCUGCCGUCAACUACAUAUCAAGAACACUGAAAGAAGCCAAAGCCUUAAAACGCUACAUCAGACCAUCGUCGAAGAAAAGGAACUCCAAUUCCAACGCCAAUUCGCUUCCCACGAACUCGAACUCACAUGCGGAGAACAGUGCAGAGGACACAGUCGUCACCACCGCGAGCGGAAGCAACACGGCAGAAAACAUCGAUCACAUCUGUAGAUGGGGAUUCCCUAUAGCAUUUUUGUUGUUCAAUAUCAUGUACUGGCUGACAUACAACUAUAUCGUGCAGACAUGAACUUUUUUUACCGGGAAAACCAGAAGAAACGCAACAAUGAAUUUUGACACAUGAAGACACUUGCGUGGGUACUGUUGAAAUUGAAACGGAGUGUGUAGAUCCUGCACAGGAAAUGACUAUAUUUCAUUUUUACUUAUCUUACGAGUACAAGAACGUUCGACAAUCAGAUUGCAGCAACAGUUGUCUGGUGCAGUCGACUUUGUGACACGCACAAAGCGAAGACGUCUUCUGGAAGGAAACGUCUGGAGAGGCGAUAUCUGUUUGCAGACAUUUGUCAUGUUGUUGCGGCGACAACCUGAGUCGGGGAACGAUGCAAGAAAACUUCUCCAUGAAAUAUGUAGUUCCACAAUCUCCUCAAAAACUAUUCAUGUAGACGGACUCUC